This is a messenger RNA of Sclerotinia borealis F-4128, 2145 nucleotides long. The record is from the annotation of a GenBank genome assembly. NCBI's taxonomy places the organism in Eukaryota, Fungi, Ascomycota, Leotiomycetes, Helotiales, Sclerotiniaceae.
AUGGGUAAAAAGGGGCCAAGAAAGAACUACUUUGUAGUAUGUCGAGGUAGAACAACUGGAAUCCUCGAUGGAUGGGCGCAAUGCGAAGCAUCCAUUUCUGGCUUUUCCAGUGCCAAAUUCAGAGGCUAUGAGACUCACGGUGAAGCCCAAGGAGCAUGGCAUGAAUGGCUAAGAUUUCAAGGUCUUGCGCCAAAUGAAGGAGCACCACAAAACACUCUAGAGAAUAAUCGUACAGGUAUAUCUAUGAUUACAAACCAACUUGCGGUUAACAACAAUCUUCAAGCUCGUGUAGCGUCGAAAAGGAAAUAUGAAGAGAGAAAUUCUUCCCCGGACGUCAUAGCCCAUGUCGACACAAAAACUCCCCGGUCAAUCAAGGCAGAAGACAGUGCUACAUCGCCAGACGUUAAUGUUAUUGAUCUCACUGGAAGUCCAAAAUCUGCAAUUUCAUCUGGGAACCUUUCCGUUUCCGAAAACGAAGACUCUCCAGCACUAAAGAGGGUGAAACAUGAAGAUAAUAAACAAGCACUAGAUCUUGAUCUCGAGAUUCCAGACUCCGAACUCGAAUCUUCUAACGAUGAUUUUUUCGAUAAUCGUACGAUGUGCAAAGUCACCCCCAAGCCCGUCGAGCUUACGGCAGAGCAAGUGACAGUGGUUGAGAUGGCAAUGAGUGGAGAUAACAUAUUUCUUACAGGUGCCGCAGGGUCCGGCAAAACAGUCACAUUACUACAAAUCAUCGGAAAGUUGAAGGAGAAGCUAGGGGACUACAAUCAGAUUCCAAAAGUUCAAGUCGCAGCGCCAACUGGAUUAGCUGCACUGCCCUUGAAUGGGAGAACUACAUACUCCGUUGCUGGCUGGAAACCUGAUUCUUUCAAGCAGCGUCUUGAUCUGCUUUUGCAAUCAACAAAAAGAAGGACGGCCCGAGCUCUUUGGAAACUUGAAGUUCUAAUUUUGGAAGAGAUAUCAAUGAUUGAGAGUCAAUUUCUGGAGCGCCUCAACUUGCUUCUACAAAGGGUAAAGAAUAACCGUGAGCCAUUCGGGGGUAUUCAAGUGAUAUUCCUCGGCGAUUUCUAUCAGCUUCCCCCAGUAAAACCAUUCGAACAUUGUAUGAUGUGUGGAGUUGAAAUGGUUGGACUUUUUAAUCGAGUUUGUCAAAGUACACGCUGUAAGGAUCGUCCAGACAAUAUAUCCUUUGCGCCAGGGGAUAAAUGGGCAUUUAAUGCUCCAGUGUGGAAACAGCUUAAAUUUAGGUUUGUCAAACUGGAACAAAUUCAUCGGCAAAAGGAUGAGACUUUCAAAGCCCUCUUGAAUAAAGUUCGCAAUGGCAUCAAACUUAGCGAUUCAGAGUGGCAUGAUUUGAUUCGUCCCAAGGAGCUUCCCCCUUCAUCGUUUCCCGUUCGUCUUAUGGCAAGACGAAUUGAUGUUAAAAGAUUCAACGAUUCUCAACUGGACUUGAUACAAUCAGAGGCCAAAGUCUGGGAGGCCUAUGAUGACUCGUGUAAACUUUACAAAUUGGAUGAUGUUCAACCUCAGUCUGAGAUUGAGAUGAAGAGACAGGAAUAUAGAGUCGCCCUAUCAGAAUGGCAUCGUUUCCCAGAGAAGUUGACGCUGAAAAUUGGUGCGAAAGUGGUUCUACUUCACAACCAAGCACCAGAUUUAGGCUUGGUGAAUGGUUCGCAGGGUACAAUAGUUGGGUUUGUAAAUGCGAAAAAAUGGCCGCCAGCAACAUUUCAGGGAGACCAUGAAGAAUGGCGAAAAACGCAAAUGAAGAUUUACAAGGACAAGAAUCCAUGGCGACCAAUUGUUAAGUUUGCGGAUGGGAAAACGUCUGCGAUUGCACCAGUUCCUUCAGAGACUUUGAUGGGAACCGUCGAGGAUAGAUAUUUGGUCUGCAGAACUCAAAUACCACUCAUGCUAGCCUGGGCUUUAUCGAUACAUAAAAGUCAGGGUAUGACGAUGGAGCAUGUGGAGGUAUCGAGAAAGGAUAUCUUUGAAUCGGGUCAAUUAUAUGUUGCCCUUUCUCGGGCGAAGACGCUGGAGGGGCUUACGGUUACGGGUUAUUCGAGAGAAGAGAUUGCUAUGGAUGAAGAUGUUGUGGAGUUUUACCGGAAGACUAAAUGGGAGAAUUUGCAACCUCCUGUUAAGUGA